UAGCUUGUCGAUUUGCCGCUCGUCAUCGUCGUCCAGGAUGUCGUCAGAAAAUAAAUCCCCACUGUUAGAGCGAGCCCGUAACAUAGUGCCUCACCUCGAGACGGACCGUCAUAAGGGCCAAGCUGGACGUAUCGGCAUCGUGGGCGGUUCGCUAGAGUACACGGGAGCGCCAUAUUUCGCUGCCAUUAGCGCCCUGAAAGUCGGUGCAGAUCUCGUGCACGUGUUCUGCCCGGAAGCGGCUGCCCUGGUCAUUAAAUCGUACAGCCCGGAGCUGAUCGUGCAUCCGUUGCUAGAUUCGAACAACGCCAUUAUACAGAUCGAACCGUGGCUCGAGCGACUACACGUGCUAGUUAUCGGUCCGGGUUUAGGGCGCAACCGGCAGAUUCUGCAGACCGUAGCAGAGUUGAUAAAAAUUUGCCGGCAACUGCAGAAACCGCUCAUCAUCGACGCGGAUGGGUUGUUCCUGAUCACGCAGGACAUUAGCCUCGUGAAGGACUAUUACGGUGUCAUUCUCACGCCGAACGCGAUCGAGUUCUGCCGGCUGUUCGGGAAGGAUCGGGAUCAAAUUAUGCUUGCGCUGGGUCGGCUCGGUGCCGGCGUGACUGUGAUCGAGAAGGGACUGAACGAUCGGAUCUACGAUUCGCUGACGUUGGAGAAGUACGAAUGUCCGCAGGGUGGUUCCGGGCGACGGUGUGGUGGCCAGGGCGAUCUACUCGCCGGAUCACUGGCGACGUUCUACUAUUGGUCGCUGGAAUCGAAGCAGGAAGUUUCACCCGCCAUGGUGGCGUGCUUUGCGGCCAGUACGCUCACGAAAACGUGCAAUAAGUACGCGUUUAAGCUAAAGGGACGCAGCAUGACGUGCAGCGACAUGAUCGACCAGAUCCAUCCCGUGUUUGACGAUCUGUUCGAGCACAAGAAGGAUUAGGGAUGGCCGUUCCGGAGUGCCUACCACUCGGACCAGAGCGUGGCGCUCAUCAUUUAUCGAUACCUCAGAUCUAAACGUUCUCUUCUCGUCGUCGUCGUCAUCGUUAUCGUCAGUGUAUUUGUAGUUGUUUCUAUCCACCAUUGUCAUCGGAUGAUCUGACGCACGAACGAGAUUUUUUACGGGCUGCUUCUGCCGUUUAUCGAGCAACGCAACGAAUACGAAAGGACCGAAGGUUGGGCGAUAAUCAAAGAUAUUGUUUCUUGCAUCGAACACGUGCCAAGUCACCACUGGAUCGAAAUGCUGAAUUCGGGCAACAGGUAAAAGCGUGGGACGUUGGUACAUCUUUCAAUUUGACGCUUUUUCGUCAGUCUUCAUCGUCUAGUCUAGUCAUCGGCAUCUCACGAAUAGCAGGGUCGAAACCGGCAGUCGGCAAUACGGCCGGCUGGAUACAACAAUUUAUAUUCUCGCACGUGUUUUUAAAAUACAAUCUCUAGCGGGAUGAGUCGUUUGUAAGACGGGUUAA
Molecule: messenger RNA, 1448 nt
Organism: Anopheles nili
Lineage: Eukaryota; Metazoa; Arthropoda; Insecta; Diptera; Culicidae
Gene: Naxd
Product: ATP-dependent (S)-NAD(P)H-hydrate dehydratase
Exons: 1
Coding region: 38-925 (295 amino acids)
Biological process (GO): metabolite repair
Molecular function (GO): ATP-dependent NAD(P)H-hydrate dehydratase activity
Source: RefSeq, a predicted model, not a curated record